AUCUGUUUCACUUCACUUUCACACUCCUGCUGUAAAUACUGGCACUUGAAACAGUCGACACAAUGUUCGUUUUUCUUGUGCUCUUUGCGGCCUCUGUAACGUCAGCUUUUCGCCUGUCUGAGCAAGACGAGUUUCACUUCAAGUCAUGGAUGGCACAGUACAACAAAGGUUACAACUUGAAGGAGUACUACCAAAGACUGCAGAUAUUCACAGAGAACAAGAAGAGGAUUGACAAACACAAUGAAGGAAACCACUCGUUCACAAUGGCACUGAACCAAUUUUCAGACAUGACAUUCAGUGAAUUUCGAAAGUCCUUCCUCAUGUCUGAGCCUCAGAACUGCUCUGCCACCAAAGGGAACUACUUCAGCAGCAAUGGGCCGCUACCAGACUCCAUCGACUGGAGAAAGAAAGGGAAUUAUGUGACACCAGUGAAGAAUCAGGGAGGCUGUGGUAGUUGCUGGACGUUUUCCACCACUGGCUGUUUGGAGUCUGUAACUGCCAUCAACAAGGGGAAGCUUGUACCGCUGUCAGAACAACAGCUGGUAGACUGCGCUCAAGAUUUCAACAACCAUGGAUGCAAUGGAGGUCUUCCCAGUCAAGCAUUUGAAUACAUCAUGUACAACAAGGGACUGAUGACCGAGCAGGACUAUCCAUACACGGCUUUUGAGGGUAAGUGUGUGUACAAACCAGGAAGGGCCGCUGCUUUUGUGAAUAGUGUGGUGAACAUAACAGCAUACAAUGAGAUGGAGUUGGUGGACGCUGUCGGGACACACAAUCCUGUCAGCUUUGCUUUUGAGGUGACCUCUGACUUUAUGAGUUACCACCAGGGUGUGUACACCAGCACUGAAUGCCACAACACCACCGACAAAGUGAACCAUGCAGUUCUGGCUGUCGGCUAUGGACAAGAAAAUGGUACUCCUUACUGGAUAGUAAAGAACUCAUGGGGAUCGAGUUGGGGCAUGAACGGGUAUUUCCUCAUUGAACGUGGGAAGAACAUGUGUGGACUUGCUGCCUGCGCAUCAUUCCCAGUGGUGUGAUUAUUACAUGUUUGCACAUUACAGAAGGGCUGACGAUGAAGCCAGUUCAUUUUUAUAUUGUUUGUACAGAGUUUGUUUUAAAAUCAGCAGCCUGUGCAUCUACAGAUGUGUUUUUCCAAAAAGGGAAGAGGUUUUAACCCCCAUUCAAGCACUAUGACAGAAAGAUCCAGGUCACUACACUAUGAAAUAAAUGUAACUGAAAUGAUCAUUUCAUUGAAAAUCAUUCAAACUGUUUUGAUUAAAUU
Molecule: messenger RNA, 1282 nt
Organism: Pelmatolapia mariae (spotted tilapia)
Lineage: Eukaryota; Metazoa; Chordata; Actinopteri; Cichliformes; Cichlidae
Gene: ctsh
Product: cathepsin H
Exons: 12
Coding region: 63-1037 (324 amino acids)
Cellular component (GO): lysosome
Molecular function (GO): cysteine-type endopeptidase activity
Source: RefSeq, a predicted model, not a curated record